This is a messenger RNA of Gasterosteus aculeatus aculeatus (three-spined stickleback), 6071 nucleotides long. The record is from RefSeq and is a predicted model, not a curated record. Lineage: Eukaryota; Metazoa; Chordata; Actinopteri; Perciformes; Gasterosteidae.
AAAUAGUCCCAAUAGCCCGCCGCGCUACAUUGGUAUCAGAAGUCAAGAUGAAAUUACUAAAACAAAUACUUCACAUCAUUACAUAUUUCCAGCUUUUAACAUAAUUUCCCCCGAAAGGAAGCACAAUAAACUGAGGUUACAGCGUGUUUGUUGCUCUUGUGUGUUUUUCCAUGGCCGCGGCCUGUGUCUGUAUCCAUGUACGGUAUUGAGUCCGCCACCGCUGUAAUAAGUGAGGAAUGAGGCUCGAGUAAACAAGGGCCCCGUCCCAGGCCUGCGGCUCCUCCAGCACCCACACUGUGGUGGCCCAGAGGCCCCCCUGGACGCUCGGGGACCUUCUGACUGUAAGAAAUUUUAAAAAGGUGCAACUUGGACAGCACACAAUAUGUCAUGUUAUGACAACAUCAUUACUUGUAUAAAUAAUCAAUUGACUUGAUUUAAUCAAAACGGCUGUAAUAAAACUAAUGUUUCUUGAAUAAUCCGGCUGUGUUAAACUAUCUCUGCUUGCAUUGUGUUGCCUUAACGUUUCCGUGUGAAGGGAAUAUGCCAGGCUGAACAUCUUUCUAUCGUCCUGUUUUGACGCUUUGAAUCGUGGGUAAUCGCAAGUAAAAUCAAAGUGGGACAAUCAAGGGCGUAACCACGUAUUAUUUGGGGGGGGGGGGUGUCCCUCCCCAAUAAACAGCAGAAAAUAUGUAAAAUAUAUGUUCUCCUGUCAAUGGAUCGGCCUCUUCUUAUGUCUUAUUUAUUUUCAAUUUCUUUCUCGUUUGGUAAGAAAAACAGACCGGGCGCGACAGGCCUCAGGAUCCUCUCUGGACGCGUAAGCUCGCUCCGUAGCGUUUCCUCCUCCUAUGAAAAAUUGCGAGUUUGAUUCUCACAGCGGGGAUGAGAUGUCACAGCCCAGAUACAAAACUGCAGCUUCCCCUAUUUUAUAUUACUUAUGAAGCUUUGUUAUAUUGGACUUUUAUUACCAAGCAGCUAGUAUAAAUCAACCUACACCGAAAGCCUCUUUCUUAAAGGUCCGGUUCAGCUUUUUGCCACGUGUGGUUGAUCUGGAAAAUACAGCCGACUUAACGAGGGCAUGGCCUUCACCGCCAAAGGCCAGGUUUAUUUUUUUCAUUUUUUAUCAUCCACGUGGAGAAAGGUCUCUUUCGAUCGGAUGAUUACGUUGUGUCGUUCGGGAUACUCUGACACAUGCAAGCAAUCACAUUAUAUCCAUGCUUGGUCAUGGUUACACACACAGUGCAGUGUGUGUAGCAUGUCUGCAGUGUGUUCUCUUGAUGGAGAACGUGGGUUGGUCUCUCUGGUGGGAGAUUGUUGAUUAGAUUUAAGUCCUUGUGACGUUUACGGCGGUCGCCACACGAGCGGGGAAGGGGUAGGAGGGCGAAGAUGAAAAACAGGUUCAAGCGAGAGAACAGAGGCCUAUAAGAUGGCGAGCGAACGAGGAGGAGAAGGUCAGGAGGUAUGAGUGCUGGACGUGGAAAUAUAGCAAACACAACUCAGGAGAGGUGUUGUGUAAAUGUGUCCUUUCUGUGGAAGUAAGAAUGGAAUAUAUGGGAUCAGGUGUUGCAUUAGAGACUUGUGAGCUCUGCCCGUGGAGGAGAGGGGCAGGGAACUGUGGAGCACUCGGCUCCCCUUCACCCUGGUUGCGAUGCUGAUGGCAAAUCAGUUCUGCGCUGAUCGUAUCUGACGUGCUGAUGGAGGUAACACCCCAGCCAUUUCGCCGCCACAUCGCGUUGUACAUCCACCCGCCUUGGUCUCCACGUACUUGCUCAUCCCUAAAUAGCAAAAGUGAUAAUUACCAUAAUAACAGAAUCUGGUUGAUUGGGGAUGGUGUCAUCACAGCCUGCCAUCCCAGCCGUGCUUUCGCAUGAGCUUGUAAGUUUUCAUCUGUGGACAGUAACCAUAAGUAACCCACCCCCGCCUUCAUUUGGAGUUGAAUAGAUCAAAAAGCAAUGCUUCAGGGCGGGCGUUCUGUGAUUGACGGGUCUCUGUCUCCCCUCCACGUUCCAAAUAUGGUCACUUCAGUCUAUUGGUUGCAAAAAACCCGAUAUGGUGAUGGAUGUAAUAAAGCCGUAAUAAGUAGAGAUGCUCCGAUCUGAUCGGCGCCGAUCCAGGCGUUCUCAAAACGGCCGAUCAAAUUUGGCCGAUCAGAUGACAUAAAAUCUGCGAGAACUACUAUCAGAGACGUUUCAAUAAAGCGUUAGAGAUAGGCAUUUCAGGCCGCCAAUGGUAAGAAAUUAUUAUUAUUAUUAUUAUUAUUAUUGUCUCUCCAUGUUAUUAAAUGUCAUUGUCCCCCGUCUUCGGUGGCGGGUAGGUGAAACCACUGAGACAAAAUGGCUUUGCCGGUCUGGCAAUAUGACAAGGUGUCGGAAAAAGAUAAUAAAUUUGCAGUUUGCAACGUCUGCUCAAAAGUAGUUCCCCGUGGAGGAACGCGUCAAAGGGGUUUCAACACCACGAACCAAGGAAUUUGAGUAGUUUACGGAGUUGGCGAGUGUUAAGGCAGAUAAAGACAAAGAGCGUGCAACCUCUUCCCAAACGCCACUCACUCAGCUGACCGUAACAGAGACAUUGAAACGACAGCAACCAUACAGCAAUGACAACAAGAGACGAAAGGAAUUAAAUGCAAAGGUAAUGGAAUUCAUAUGCCUUGAUCAGCAGCCGCUGUCUGUUGUGGAAGACGCUGGGUUCAAACGCCUUGUAUCCUGCUUGGAUCCACGCUAUACGCUGCCGGGCCGAAAAUACCUAACUGAUGUUUGUCUGCCGGAAUUAUACCGAAAUGUCUACACGCACAUCGAGAGCCUUAUGAAGGACAAUCAGGGCAGUUAGCUUCACGAGUGACAUUUGGAGUUCGAGUGUCUGUCCUGUGUCUAUGCUGAGCCUAACUGCGCAGUUUAUUAAUGAAGACCAAAGUGGUGCUUCACUCACAAGAGUUUCCCGGAUCGCACACCGCGGAGGCACUUGCUGCAGCUUUCACAGACAUGUUCCAAGCAUGGGGAAUCCCACAAGAAAAGGUGCUCGUUAUUCUGCGGGAUAACGCCAGGAACAUGGAGAAGGCCAUGAGGGACGCGCGUUUACCUAGCCUACCGUGCAUGGCGCACACCCUCCAGCUCGCUGUGCAUGCAAUGAUGUCAUCAAUGAUGACAUCAUUGAUGUCAUCGCAAGUGGAAGACGCAUUGUCGGUCAUUUUAAGCAUUCACAGCUUGCUUACUCCCGACUGUUCAGUAUUCAGAAACAAAUGAAUCCGAACCAGCCUCCAAAGAGGCUACAACAGGACAUUCUCACCCGGUGGAAUAGCACUGUUGCCAUGCUAAAAAGUUUACUGGAACAGAAACGUGCCCUAUGUGCUUAUGCAGCAGACUUUGAAUUGCCUUCCACGUUGACCGUCCAUGAGUGGAAAUUGGUGCAGAAUAUGAUUUCAGUGCUUGACCCUUUUGACGAGCUCACAAAAACGAUAAGUUCAUCAACUGCAGCAGCUGCAGAUGUCAUACCAUCCGUCAGAGCUUUAACUUGUCUUCUUGAGAAAACAACAGAGACUGACCACGGUGUGAAGACAGCGAAAGCCACGCUCCUGGAAGCUGUCAAGAGGAGAUUCAGCGACAUUGAAUCUGAGCGCCUGUACACCAUCGCUACACUCCUUGAUCCACGGUGAGAACAUUUCUGUGUGUGUGUGUGGUAUAUAUGUGUGUGUGUGUGAGAGAGAGAAAGACAUGAUUUAAUAUGGUUAUUUAGCUAUGGCCUAAACAUGAUUGAUAAAAGGGGCUAUGCUGAAGUUAAAGGUAAAAUAUAAUACUGUUGUGUUAUUCUGUAGUGUAGGAUGGUUUGCAUUUCCUCCAAACUCACCUGAAUUUGAUUUUAAAAGCAGUUCAUCUCAACUAUAAAGAAUGGAAAUUGAGGCUAUGCUUUGGGGCCAAGCCCAUGCCUAAUUUAUUCAAGAGGUAAGCAUGAUGACCUACAACAUGUAUUAAAUACAUGAAUUAAUUAAUCUUGCCUUUUGUUUCUCUCAUGAAAAAAGAUAUAAGGACCGAUAUUUCCCCGUCGGACUCAAGCCACAGGUGCGCAGGCUGCUUUCUGAUGUCCUGGCUGCUGCAGCGGAGCAAGAGGAGGAGAAUGCGGUAGUGAGUGAGCCCCCACAGAAGUUUCUGAGCUUCAGGAAGAAGGAAUUAAUGCUAUCAACCUUCCUCUCAGCCCGUCCCACUACGAGCUGGACCCAGAGGACACAAUGCUAGAGGAGAACGAAGUGCGCACCAUGGUGGACCCCAACUCCAAGACCGACCGCAAGCUGCAGGAGCUCAUGAGGGUGCUGAUUGACUGGAUCAACGACGUCCUGGUGGGGGAGAGGAUCAUCGUGAAGGACCUGGCUGAGGACCUGUACGAUGGACAGGUGCUGCAGAAGCUGUUCGAGAAGCUGGAGGGCGAGAAGCUGAACGUGGCCGAGGUGACACAGUCGGAGAUCGCCCAGAAGCAGAAGCUGCAGACUGUGUUGGAGCGCAUCAACGACUCGCUCAAACUGUCCACCAGAAACAUCCGCUGGAACGUCGACUCGGUUCAUACCAAAAGCAUUGUUGCCAUCCUGCACCUCCUGGUGGCGCUGUCACAGCAUUUCAGGGCGCCGAUCAGACUGCCGGACCACGUCUCCAUUCAGGUGGUGGUCGUCCAGAAAAGAGAAGGCAUCCUUCAGUCCAGGCAAAUUCAAGAGGAGAUCACCGGCAACACAGAGGCCUUCUCUGGAAGACAUGAACGCGACGCUUUUGACACUCUGUUUGACCAUGCUCCAGAUAAGCUGAAUGUUGUCAAAAAGACAUUGAUCACGUUUGUGAACAAACACCUGAACAAGCUCAACCUUGAGGUGUCUGAAUUGGACACACAGUUUGCAGACGGCGUUUAUCUGGUAUUGCUGAUGGGGCUGUUGGAGGGAUACUUUGUGCCGCUCUACAACUUUUUUCUCACACCAGAAAAUUUCGAACAAAAGGUCCACAAUGUGUCCAUCUCCUUUGAGCUGAUGCAGGACGGAGGUCUGGAGAGGCCGAAGCCCCGACCAGAAGAUAUAGUGAACUGUGACCUGAAAUCGACACUGCGCGUCCUCUACAACCUCUUCACCAGAUAUAGGAGUGUGGACUGAGCACCAGGUGGCAGGAGGGAACACUCCAUCAUGGAUCACAUGUUGGAGCUUAACAACAUGCGUUUCCUUCCACUUGUUCUAGAUGUUUUUAUCUGAAUGCAUGCAUCACAUUUAGUCCCUGUUGGAUAUUAUACCACGCACUAGUCUCUAUUUUAUUUUGAUUUCUACAGGCACAAUUUUAGUCCUAAGAAGCGUUUAGAACAUUUCUCGACCCAUGUGAUCUUUAUAUCCUGUGUUCAUGACUGAAGAAAAGGUUAAAAUAAAAUAUUUCACAGAGUGAUAUCUAAAUCUAUUUUUUUCCACGUUUAAAACUAAAUCUGGGACUCAUUUUCGGUACACAUAGCUUAAUUGCACCACUACCAAAUAUUGUAAAUAGGACUUUUAAGAAUUUAUGAUGAGUUUUAAUUUACACAACUUGCCAGCACACAAUAUAUGAUAUUUUUCACCUGCUCAUGGGAGAGAAAACCGUUUCAUUGGCCUUUCAGGGCUUCCAUACAUUUGACUUUUGUGACACAAACUGACUUUUUGUUGUAAUUUGGGCAUUGUCGCACAGUCCUGAGAACAUGUAUGAACCAAAUAACACAGCCAAAGGUAAUGUUUAGGGAAGUCUUAGAGGUUAUUCUCUUAUGACUUCUGUCAAUCUACGAUAUCACAAAGAUGAACAAUGUAUCUUUUUAAUCCCUAAAAGAAAAUGUUUAACUGUAUUUAUUAUAAAUUUCUUAAUCACUUUUUUCUUCUAAAAUUCAAUUUUAUUUUUCUUUAUGUAAUUCAUAAGUGCCUUUAUCAAGAUGUGUGAACACAGCUAGCGGCUCUCAAUACGUAAUGUCAGGACACACAUGCUCCCCAGAUGUCUUAACCUGCGAAAUUCCCAUGUGUGGGACAUUAGAAAUAUCUGACCAAAGCUCUGUUGUAUUCACACUGUAUAAAGUCGUAUAAAGGUUUUAUUCCAUUGCCA